CCUUCGUCUUGGCUCCGGAUGUCCCUUUAAAAAUCCGAAUCCAAGGCCAAUGAUUUAUCAAACUCCUAUUAUCAAGAAAAUGUCACGCGAAGGGCACCUUGCCCUGCACUGACGCAAACUCCAGUCUUUCCCACGGAGCUAUAGAAAAGCUUUGCACUUGCUGCUUUUGCGCGGCUACGACCAGUCAGCUUCCAGUCAGUCGUCUCUUCGCCUUUACAGCUGUUUCCAGCCAACCAACAGAGCUCUGAGAAAAUGGAUUUCUCUGACCAGAGAGACAUGGCCAAACAACCGGCCAGCGCUCCCACCGGCUACAUUCCGGCGCAGCAGCCCGACGGAGCUGCGGGACUUACAGCAAACAAACCGGACAACACGGCUGCGGCUUGUCCGACGCCCGCCCCUCACCAUCACCCGGCGCCUCAGCCGCCAGCCCCUUGCAACGAGAGCAAAACUUUUUGUCCCACGGAAAAUAAACCCGGAGAACUGGACAGCAAUAAAGCGUAUGGGACGUUUAAAAACACUCCGCCGGCCGGAUCAGUGGCCGUCAACUCGGCCUUUAGGAAGGAUUCCGUCGGUUCAGCCCGCGGGGGGUCCGCCCAGUACGGCGACCCGCUCCGGGCCACCACAGAGCAGAACAACGCCACGGGCAACUGGACGACUAUGAGCCAGACCACCAUCAUACUGGGAACAGAUGGGAACACGUCUGUUCAGCCUGGGACCCUGGCGGGGGCUGUUGAUGAUGACGACGACGAGGGGGGAGAUGAGAAUAAGGCCAGAGGAAACUGGUCCAAUAAACUGGAUUUUAUUCUGUCCAUGGUUGGCUAUGCGGUGGGGCUGGGGAACGUGUGGAGGUUCCCUUAUCUUGCCUUCCAAAACGGUGGAGGCGCCUUUUUAAUCCCCUACCUGACCAUGUUGGGCAUUGCCGGAAUCCCAAUCUUUUUGCUGGAGGUUUCCCUGGGCCAGUUUGCCAGCCAGGGGCCCGUGUCAGUUUGGAAAUGCAUCCCAGCUCUGCAAGGUUGCGGGAUUGCCAUGUUGAUAAUAUCUGUCUUGAUAGCCAUAUACUAUAAUAUUAUAAUGUGCUGGACACUGUACUACCUGUUCGCUUCGUUGAAGGGCUCACUGCCAUGGGCUAACUGUAGGAAUGAGUGGAACACGGUGGAAUGUAAGGACAAAGACAUGCUGCUGUUAGACACGUGCAUCCUGCGGGACAGAAACAUCACCUCCAUCAAGAACUCCUCUUUCUGUCUGUCGGCAAACACUGUUGGAAACCUGACCAAGCUGCUAAACAUGACUGUGGACAGCAACAAGACCUACGUGAGCCCCAGUGAGGAAUACUUCAAGUACAAUGUGUUGCACAUUUCUAAAGGGAUUGAAUAUCCAGGAGACAUCCGCUGGCCUCUGGCAGGCUGUCUCUUCCUGGCCUGGAUCAUCGUCUAUGCUUCUUUAGCCAAAGGAAUCAAGUCAUCGGGGAAGGUGGUUUAUUUCACAGCCACGUUUCCCUACGUGGUGCUGGUCAUCCUUCUGAUCAGAGGAGUGACCCUCCCCGGUGCCGGAGAUGGCAUCCUUUACUUUAUCACACCAAAAUGGGAGAAACUCAAUGAUGCAAAGGUGUGGAAAGACGCAGCCACUCAGAUCUUCUUCUCUCUGUCGGCUGCUUGGGGAGGCCUCAUCACUCUGUCCUCCUACAAUAAGUUCCACAAUAAUUGCUACAGGGACACUGUUAUAGUGACUUGUACAAACAGCGCCACCAGUAUAUUUGCUGGGUUUGUCAUCUUUUCAGUCAUUGGUUUCAUGGCACAUGAACUGAAGGUGCCGAUAGAGAAGGUGGCGGAUGAAGGUCCAGGAAUAGCAUUUGUGGUGUAUCCAGAGGCUCUAACCAGACUUCCCCUGUCCCCUUUCUGGGCAAUCAUCUUCUUCCUUAUGCUCCUGACUCUUGGCCUGGAUACCAUGUUCGCCACCAUUGAGACCAUCGUAACCUCCGUGUCAGACGAGUUCCCCAAAUACUUGAGGAAGCACAAGCCGCUCUUCACCCUGGUCUGCUGCGUGUCCUUCUUCAUCCUGGGAUUUCCCAUGAUCACUGAGAGUGGGAUGUACAUGCUGCAGCUGGUGGACACAUACGCAGCCUCCUAUUCUUUGGUCAUCAUUGCAAUCUUUGAGUUGGUGGGAAUUUCCUACCUCUACGGUCUGCAGAGGUUUUGUGAGGACAUCGAAAUGAUGAUUGGUUUCCAGCCAAACCGAUUCUGGAGGGUGUGCUGGGCCUUUGUGACUCCAACCAUUCUGACGGGCAUCCUCGGACUGAGCCUGUACCAGUGGAAAGGGAUGACAUACGAGGACUACACCUACCCCACCUGGUCCAUGGUUAUGGGCUGGCUCAUGGUCAUCUGCUCUGUAAUCUGGAUUCCCAUCAUGUUCUUCAUUAAGAUGUACCUGGCCCCCGGCUCCUUAAUGGAGCGUCUGAAGUUGGUCUGCUCCCCUCAGCCCGACUGGGGACCUUUCCUGAUGAAACACCGCGGAGAACGCUACAAGAAUAUGAUCGACCCACUGGGAACCAACUCUCUGGGCCUCAAGCUGCCCCCCAAGGACUUCCAGCUUGGUUCCUACCAGUAGCAGGCGCCCUGGCAUCACCACUUCCAACCUUUGUAGGAAACAGUGGAAGUGGAGUGGAGGGUUUAGCUUCCAGGCCGGCUUCUCCCUCCUCCUCCUCAUCCUCCUCCUCCUCCUCCUCCUCAUCCUCCUCCCUCUCUUUCUCCUACUCCCCCUUUCAUCUCCUCUGCUUCCUGUCUUUCUCCCUUUAGCAUGGAUGUGGAAAAAAAAAUGAAAAACUCCCCUUCUUCUUCCUUUACUUCUUCAUCAUUUCCUCUCUUGUCUCGGGGAGGAGUGUCCGCCUAAGUGGAGUCUACUCUUCCGCUGCUGCUUCGUACUCGUACUAAUGGGCUAUCAUUGCCUCCCACACAUGACCACUGAUUACUGCAGAACCCUUCCCAGGGAUCUUUAUUCCAAGAGAAAAAUUGUGUCAUCAAAUGACACAGCUCAGACUGCACUCGCAAUAUUAGACUCACCAUAGCUGCUCCCUGUGGAGCUUUGUGUGUUUGUGUGUGUGUGUGUGUGUGUGUGUGUGUGUGUGUGUGUGCCAUAAUAUGUGUGUGUAGAGAUAAUGAAUCAUCUUGGUGCAAGCAGACACAGGAAAACAAAAAGAAAAUUGAGCGGCAGAAAAAAAAAGAAAAGAGUGGUGCAACAAUCUUGGUGGGGAUCUGUGUUUGUUUCCAUCUGUGUACAAAAUUCCAAUGGAAAUAUAAAUAAUCUCAACUGCCUUGGAAGAAAGAGAGAGAAAAAAACAAAAAAAAGAAACACAGUGUGCACCGUUAUCGCAAUUUGUUCCUAUCCAGCAGUAUACAUGUAUAUUCAUACCACCUACUGCUCAGUCACUCUUGCAUUGUCAAAAAUAGAUUACAAGAUCUGCAAUUUGAGCCUCCUACUUCCUGGUAGACUAGUGAAUGCAUCUCGAUUGCCACUUUCCGUACUUUGGCCUCAGAUGACUCUGCGGUACGAUAGAAGCUUCUUGGGUCUGUUUUUCCUCUCUGAACUGGAGGGACCAUUUGUGAUACCCUCUCUCUCUUUGUCUAUUUAUUAAGUUGUGUUCCUAGAAGUAAAGUAGCACACUCCCAGUGUAGGGAAGCACUAGAGUAGUCGAUCCUUCCUUUAGUAGGUGAUAGCGUGGCCAUUCGGUCUCAAAAACCUGACCUUAAUAGUGGAUCUCUGUGCAUAUAUUUUAGACGUGUAUUUAUCACCCUGUGUGUUGUGAACUUUUCGGAGCGAUCUGUGAAAAUCUUUGUUUGCUAUACGCGUCAUAUCAGUAGACUAACAAUAUUAAAUAUACUAUAUAUAUACAUAUAUACAUAUAGAAAUACAUAUAAAUAUAUACAUUAUACACACAUAUACACUAAUACAUAUAUAGCCUCCAGCAGAGGACAGAGCUAGCAAGAAAGGUUGAGAGUGCGUGUGGUAUUCUGUGUGUGUGUGUGCUUCUCUUGCUAGCUGUGUAAUAUUUUGUAAAAAGUGUAAACUUUAAAAAAAAAAAAAAAAAAUAGAGACUAUCUUCAAGUAGUAAGUGUGUGUGUGCGUGCGUGCGUGUUGUCGCGUUCUCACGAUGUUAGGAGCCGCUGCUAUGCGUGAGCACACGAAGAUUAGACUAGAACAUGGCCUCCUUCUAUCCUGGAAGUGUACUUUGUCUCUUGUUGUUUGUGGUAGAGCUCUGGAGACCUCUUUGCCAUUUUCAGACUUAUGCCUCUUGCUUCUCAGUGCGUCCUCAUGAAAACAGGGUCUCAGGUAAACUCGAUUCCACCGGACUGCUACUGCUACCGCUGGUAGCCGUCGGAGUAACAGCAUCCAGUGCACAGAAAAAAAAAAUAGAAAAGAAAAAAAAAACAGACAGUGGAGCCGUCGUAACGUGUUCUUAUUAGAAAUGGAAGCAGAGUGGAAGCUUGUUGCUAAAGAUCAGAAUCAAAAUGCUACUUCCUGAUGACCUCAGUGCAGCGCCACUUGGCUCUUUGUUUGCUUUAAAGAACCUUGCGAUAACUAUGAAGGACAAGUAACUCAGCCUUUUCGCCAGUCGUGUGCACCCUUUGACAUAACAGCAGAAAAUUACACAACAAUAAACAGACAAUUAGAUCCGUAAGUUGGUCAUCAGCUGUAAAUUGAAUUGUCUUGAGCCAGUUUGUUUGCUCAUCGACUCAAUCAUCAUCUAACCUUGCCUGUUCAUCGGUCCACCAGUCAGUCGUGUUACUGUAAUUCAGCACAAAUCUCCCUUUAAGUCAUGCCAUACAGACAUCAUGAGGGCCUAUGAGGGAUUGUAAGAGUAGUUUGUGGGGGCAGCCUGUAUGUGAUUGUUGCUCUAGUGGGUGGUCAGAUUGGCACAGCAAACCUCUUGAAACAUGACAGGCGGCCAACGUAUGCUUCAUGGGCUGCCAGGUAAUUACCUUCAAAGUAACACCAUGUAUCCACUCAGAGGCAAUUAGUCCCUUCCACAGCGGUUGGAUAUGCAUUUUCAUGUCGACACGACGUCCCGAUCGGCUUUACUGCGCUUUUAACACUUCAGCCUUAGAUGUUUUUUGACAGAGGCUGCAGGUGUGUCUGCAAUAACAGUUGUGAAGAGUUUUAAGGGUCUCCCCAACUAUUUCUCUAAGCCAUGUCUUUUCAUGAACUUGACGUGAAAAUAGCACAGAUUUAAGCGGUUCGAAAACAGAACAUAGCCAGUUGAUGAGCACAAACGCCCUGAUGUUUAAUAGCUUGCCUGCUCCACUGUGUUGCUUUCGUUAAAUUGUAGCGUGUUCAGCUCCGUUUGUUCAAACGUGAUAAUAAUAAUAAUAAUAAUAAUGAUGCGUGUCAGUGUAUGCUUGCGUGUGUGCGCGUCCCUGUAUUAGUUUAACUGAACUCCACUUAACUGUCAGUCACAGGUUUGCAUGGUCAGUCUAAGAGUAGAAGAUUCAGAGCUAGCUUUUUUUCCCCAGGAUGCCUCGGCUUGGUGCGCCACCUUCUCUUUUGACACCGGGACAUGAGGAUAUAUGACAACCAAUAGUGGGCUUGAGCUGAGUAAAACUUAAGCACUGAUGUGCUCCAGAAAAAUAAAUAAAUAAAUGAAUAAAAAGUUAAGUCUGAUGGCUUUGUCACGAUUUAGGACAGAGGUGGCCAAAGGAGCAACUAGGCAUUUUAAAUCACGUUGGACGGGGUUGGCAGUUUGCUGUGAGACUUGAAUGAUAAAAGCCUUUAAGCCGUGAGAUAGAUUUUAAUGAUUUAAUUUCACAGCUAAACAGCUAUAUGUUCUGUGCCCCCUGCUGCUGGGAUUCUCUGCCCGAAGAGAGAAAGAUAAAAAAAAAAAACAGCUUAGGGUUUAGUUAGAACCACAUCGCUUCAUGAAAUGUGACAAUAAAGAGCCUGCAUGUGCAGUUUGUGUUGCCGUAACUCAAUGUCCAUGUAUAGUAAUCUUUGUGCUUUUUCUCUCAAUAGUAUAAUUCAGUGCAUGUUUACUUUAGGGAACUUUUUGUUCUGCAUAAUGUUAGGAAACGGAAGGUUGCUGAGGAAGAAGAAAAAAAAAUCUAUUAAUUCACUUUGCCUGCGAGUCAACUUUGGGCAGUAUAAGUAACCAAAGAAAGAGUACUUUAACUAAGGUUGCAGCGAAAACGGAAACUGUAGAAGAAAAAAAAAAGGAAUGCGUCAUCUGCGUAUAGGAGGUCGAGAUACUGCCAUUCAUAUAACAUGUAGUGUUCUUCGAUGUUUGCCAAUACGUUACAAAACAUCUUCAGGUAACCAUUGGCCUUAUAGUUGUCCUCUAAUGGUAGAAUAUUAUAUGUAUUUCAAAAAUAACAACCACAGAAUAGCUGUCUGUCUCAUAUGGUACCAAUAUUCCUAUUGUUAUGUCUGUCGUGUCUUUUUGGCACUUUAUUACGUGACCUAUGAAUGCAUAGGUUAAAAUUUCUAAUUACUUGAGUAAUGUCAUAUAUUUCUGUGUGUUCUACGUGAGGUACUGCUGCCUAUGGAUAUAGAUAUGUGCCUCCAACAGCCCACGACAUCGUUUGAUUUGAAAACCGAGAGUAGAUAUAUAACAAAUACGUUUUAAAAAUGUGUGUGACGUGUAAAAAAAAAAAGAAAAAAGAAAAAAAAAUGGAAAAGAUAUAUCAUAUACGUGAAAUGCAUUUAUUUAUUUUCAUUGUCAUUAAUCUUUGAGGCCCUACCUCAGAUUUUGUAUUUAUGUAUAGAAAUGCAAUUGGAUUAUAGUAUCUUUGCCAAUAAUAAUAUAUCGCUAUUAUAUCAUGAAAAUGUAUAACCUAUAAAUCAAUAAAUAAAUGUUAUUGUUUUC
This is a messenger RNA of Mugil cephalus (flathead mullet), 6850 nucleotides long. It is a transcript of the gene slc6a5, whose product is annotated as solute carrier family 6 member 5. Gene Ontology annotation, molecular function: glycine:sodium symporter activity. The coding region runs from base 253 to 2604 and encodes 783 amino acids. Gene Ontology annotation, biological process: glycine import across plasma membrane; synaptic transmission, glycinergic; sodium ion transmembrane transport. The transcript has 16 exons. The record is from RefSeq and is a predicted model, not a curated record. Gene Ontology annotation, cellular component: membrane. Lineage: Eukaryota; Metazoa; Chordata; Actinopteri; Mugiliformes; Mugilidae.